Octodon degus (degu) is the source of this 4003-nucleotide messenger RNA. It is a transcript of the gene Leng8, whose product is annotated as leukocyte receptor cluster member 8. Gene Ontology annotation, cellular component: nucleus. The transcript has 15 exons. Bases 204 to 2663 code for a protein of 819 amino acids. The record is from RefSeq and is a predicted model, not a curated record. NCBI's taxonomy places the organism in Eukaryota, Metazoa, Chordata, Mammalia, Rodentia, Octodontidae.
GUAGAAACCUCCGUAUGACGUCAGGACGUCGCGGUCAAGACGUAGAAGCCAAAGAAGACAGGAGCCUGCCGGGUAGCUGAGCGUUUUCGUGACCGUGUUGCUAUCGCCUUGGGUCGCUGCUGACAAGUCUUGAAAGCGUAUAGACCUGACAGUGAAAAACCACUCUGGCUCCUGAGAUCCAGUCCCUGCACCCCAAGGUCCAGAUGGCGGCCAAUGUGGGUGAUCAGCGUAGCACGGAUUGGUCCUCUCAGUACAGCAUGGUGGCCGGGACUGGCAGAGAAAAUGGCAUGGAGACCCCCAUGCAUGAGAACCCCGAGUGGGAGAAGGCCCGCCAGGCCCUGGCCAGCAUCAGCAAAGCAGGAGCUGCUGGCAGCUCGAAGGCCAGCAGCAGUGGGCCUGUGGCCAGUGCACAAUAUGUGUCUCAGGCUGAAGCUCUGCAGCAACAGCAGUACUACCAGUGGUACCAGCAGUACAACUACGCCUACCCCUAUAGCUACUACUACCCCAUGAGUAUGUACCAGAGCUAUGGCUCCCCCUCCCAGUAUGGGGUGGCUGGCUCCUAUGGGUCAGCCGCCCCCCAGCAGCCCUCAGCACCCCAGCACCAAGGGACUCUGAACCAGCCCCCAGUCCCUGGCAUGGACGAGAGCAUGGCUUACCAGGCCUCCCCGCAGCAGCUGCCUACAGCCCAACCCCCCCAGCCCUCGAACCCCCCGCACGGGGCCCACGCUCUGAGCAGUGGCCCCCAGCCUGGAACAGCCCCUGCCACACAGCACAGCCAAGCAGGGCCCCCAGCAGGCCAGGCCUAUGGGCCACACACCUAUCCAGAGCCAGCAAAGCCCAAGAAGGGUCAGCAGUUGUGGAAUCGCAUGAAACCGGCCCCUGGGACAGGGGGCCUCAAGUUCAACAUUCAGAAGCGGCCAUUUGCUGUCACUAACCAGAGCUUUGGCUCCACUGCUGAGGGGCAGCAUAGCGGCUUUGGCCCCCAGCCCAGCCCAGAAAAGGCCCAGAGCCACAGUGGCCCGUCCCCUCGGGGGAACCUGUCUGGGAAGCCUGACGAUUGGCCGCAGGACAUGAAGGAGUACGUGGAGCGCUGCUUCACUGCCUGCGAGUCAGAGGAGGACAAAGACCGGACGGAGAAGCUGCUCAAGGAAGUGCUGCAGGCUCGGCUGCAGGACGGCUCGGCCUACACCAUUGACUGGAGCCGCGAGCCCCUGCCGGGGCUGACCCGGGAGCCUGUGGCCGAGAGCCCCAAGAAGAAGCGGUGGGAGGCCCCUAGCAGCCUUCACCCGCCCAGGGGGGCAGGUGCGGUGACCAGGGGCGGGGGUGCCCAGUCCCAGCGAGGGACGCCGGGGGCUGGGGGUGCUGGCCGAGCCCGGGGCAGCAGCUUCGCCAAGUUCGGCAACCGCAAUGUCUUCAUGAAGGACAACAGCUCUUCCUCCAGCACAGACUCCCGGUCCCGCUCCUCCUCCAGAUCCCCCACGCGUCACUUCCGGAGAAGUGACUCCCACUCGGACUCCGACAGCUCCUACUCAGGAAAUGAGUGUCACCCUGUGCCCCGCAGGAACCCGCCCCCCAAGGGCCGGGGUGGUCGGGGGGCCCACAUGGACCGGGGCCGAGGCCGGGCACAGCGAGGGAAGAGGCAUGACCUGGCUCCCACCAAGCGCAGCCGCAAGAAGAUGGCGGCGCUGGAGUGCGAGGACCCGGAGCGCGAGCUGAAGAAGCAGAAGCGCGCGGCCCGCUUCCAGCACGGGCACUCCCGCCGCCUGCGCCUGGAGCCCCUGGUGUUGCAGAUGAGCAGCUUGGACAGCGGCGGGGCUGACCCCGACUGGCAGGAGCUGCAGAUCGUGGGCACAUGCCCGGACAUCACCAAGCAUUACCUGCGCCUCACCUGUGCCCCUGACCCUUCCACUGUGCGCCCCGUGGCAGUUCUGAAGAAGUCCCUGUGCAUGGUCAAGUCCCAUUGGAAGGAGAAGCAGGACUAUGCCUUUGCCUGCGAGCAGAUGAAGUCCAUCCGGCAGGACCUAACGGUGCAAGGUGUCCGCACGGAGUUCACUGUGGAGGUGUAUGAGACCCAUGCCCGUAUUGCCUUGGAGAAGGGCGACCAUGAAGAGUUCAACCAGUGCCAGACACAGCUGAAGUCUCUGUACGCGGAGAACUUGGCGGGCAAUGUGGGCGAGUUUACCGCCUACCGGAUCCUGUACUACAUCUUUACCAAGAACUCAGGAGACAUUACCACUGAGCUGGCGUACCUCACGCGGGAGCUGAAGGCAGACCCUUGUGUGGCCCAUGCAUUGGCUCUGCGGGCAGCCUGGGCCCUGGGCAACUACCACCGCUUCUUCCGGCUCUACUGCCAUGCACCCUGCAUGUCUGGCUACCUCGUGGACAAGUUUGCAGACCGGGAGCGCAAGGCUGCCCUCAAGGCAAUGAUCAAAACGUAUGUGGCACCGUGCUGUGGCCCUGCCACACCUGUCAUCCUCCCUGUGCUCCUGGCCAUCUUGAGCCUUCUCUCAUUCUGGAGUCUCCCUCACCCUCUCUUAACGCUGUCCCUUGCAGUCCUCCUCGGUUCCAGGUCCCUUUCUCUGACUCUUCCAUUCUUCUCGCCUGUUCCCGGUCCCUUCCCUUCUUUCCUCCAGCCCCCAUCACAUGCUCAGGCUCAGGCUUAGGUGGGCUCCUCGCGGCCUGCCUGUGCAACUCCUCCGUGCCCCCAUGCUAGAGAAGCUAGGAAGGCUGGGCCCUGCCCUAGCAGUUGCAGUUUUAAUUUGUGGUCUCAAGCCAAGGCUGGUUCCUGUUCCAUGCCUUAGAAGGUGGCAGAAGUGCUGAGGGACGAUGUGGCGGAGACCAGGCCCUUGCUGCCUGAGCAUGCCCUUCACCCUCGCUCUGCUGUGCUGGGUGCUGGGAGUACACACUCAGUAUGGCUUAUUGCCUAGCUUGUAGGGGUGGCCCUGCCUCCAGGGGUGAGGCGCAGUGUAUGCUGAGGAGGUGCUGCUGGCUUCUAGCACCCAGGGACCCGGUGUUAGUGCUGCGCAGAUGGAGAGGCCCUGCUCAGGGGCUCUGGGCCUGGGGAGCCGCUUGGAAAGGUGGCCGGGAGCCGAGGGUGGUCUGGCUGAGGAGUGCUGUCGGCUGAAAGAUGAGAAGCUAGGUACCAGACAGGGAUAGGCCGCGCCAGUUCAGUGGCAGACGAGCGCGUGGCACAGGGAUCCCUAGCCGGGAAGGCAGGGCAGGGCAGGGGCCAAUCAGCCCUCGGUGUCAGGGCUGUCCCGGGCACGUGCUUGGGCAGUGGUUGUCCCUUUCCUGUGAUUGGCCUUGGGUGGUGGCACAGCAGUGAGUGGCCAUCACUGACCUCGCUUCAUCUCGGGCCUCUCCGUGAGAUUUCCACGGCCCUUGGCAGAGGAGAGCCUCUUAGAUCUCAGAGCAGUGUUCACAGUGAGGUGGGAGGCAGUCUCAGUGGCCGAAAAGUGGCACCAGGUACUCAGUGCCACUGCUUGAGUAAAGGUGCUCCAUCACAGCCUGUAGGGAGGUCCCCCCAAGUUGACGGGUGCUGCGCUUUCUGCGCAGUUCCUAACCAUGCAGCUGGCACACCUGUGCCCUGGGGGCACUGUGACCCUGGGCAGGCUGUUGGCCUUCCCUCCUCUGCCCACGCCGCUCCCUCCUUGGGGUGGUCUGGCUCCAGCCCCUCCACUCCUGUUCCCUCUCCUUCCUGGACAGGUAAGUGUGGGUGAGGGGGGUACAGCUGGGGACUGGGGCUACUGCCCUACCCCGGGCCCCCCAAGCCUCAGAGGGGGGAGGUCGGGAGGCACUGGGGGCCAACAGGGCCAGGAAAGCCUGUGGGUGCCUGAGGGGGGCACCUGCUCCCCACUUGGGGCCCUUGCCCACCCGCCCGCCUCAUCCCUCUCUCCUCUUGUCUCCGUAGCUUCCGCCCUGCGCUGCCUGUCUCCUACCUGCAGGCCGAGCUGGCCUUCGAGGGCGAGGCCGCCUGCCGGGCCUUCCUAGAGCCCCUGGGCCU